This is a messenger RNA of Nipponia nippon (crested ibis), 774 nucleotides long. Lineage: Eukaryota; Metazoa; Chordata; Aves; Pelecaniformes; Threskiornithidae. The record is from RefSeq and is a predicted model, not a curated record.
AUGAUGACCAAGCAGCCCCAGACCUGGAGGCAGAGAGCAUCAGGAGCUACGGAAAGACUGGAAGCUCCUAUUCGAAACUUGCUAGCCCAGCCUAGCCUCAUUGAGAGUGCAAGAAUAAACAAACGCACAGCAAAAGCCGAUACAGCAGCAGGAACCACUACAUCCAUGAGAUCGGCCAGGAGCAUGACUGCCUUUCCACGUUACACCACUCCUCGGAGCCCCAAACCAGACCAGCCGGACCCUGAGGAGCUCGGCUCCGCUGCCCCUUCCUUUCCAGCAGAGCUGCUCUCCGAGUUCGCCAACUACUUCCACUACGGCUACCACGAGUGCAUGAAGAACCUGGUCCACUACCUGACGACGGUGGAGAGGAUGGAGACCAAAGACACCAAAUACGCCCGCAUCCUGGCCUUCCUCCAGUCCAAAGCGCGCUUCGUCACCGAGCCCCUCUUCACCUCCCUGGGCUCCCUCCCGGAGCCGGACUUUUCCUACCAGCUGCACCCCGGGCCCGAGUGCCCCGGGCACGGCCACAGCCCCGGCGAGGCCGCGCUGCCGCCGCCCUCGGGAGGGCCCUUCCCCUGGCACGGCGCCGGCCGCAGCCCCCCCCUGCCCUACCACCUCCCCAACGCCGCCGUGCCCCUCGCCAGCCCCGGCCAGCAGCGCAGCACCUUCCUCUCCUCCGUGCAGGGGCUGAUCCGCCACUACCUCAACCUCCUCGGCCAUUCCCACCCCAACGCCUUCGGGCUGCCCCCGGGCCAGCACCCCUCCAUGCUAUAG